Lindgomyces ingoldianus is the source of this 1061-nucleotide messenger RNA. Its product is annotated as Nnf1-domain-containing protein. The record is from RefSeq and is a predicted model, not a curated record. NCBI's taxonomy places the organism in Eukaryota, Fungi, Ascomycota, Dothideomycetes, Pleosporales, Lindgomycetaceae. Gene Ontology annotation, cellular component: MIS12/MIND type complex. The transcript is spliced from 2 exons. Bases 47 to 712 code for a protein of 221 amino acids. Gene Ontology annotation, biological process: chromosome segregation.
CCUCACGACAGUCUGCCAGCGCCCACCGAACACUUGGCUAUUAAAGAUGCCUUCGAUGGCAAAUCCAGAGUCUCGCUCUCCCUCGCCAACCCCCGCUCCGCCAGUCGCCGACUCCCCAGGCACGAAAGCGCAGGCCCUCAUCAACAUCUUCAACCAUGCCGUCAAGGCGACGCUUGACAAGUGCACACCCGCUAAUUUCGCGUCCUGCUUCCCCACCAUUGCGCAAUAUGCGCCGACCACAUUGAACGAUGUCCACAGACAGAUCAUCGAUCAACUAGACCGAACGUGGAAAGCUAACUUCGAAGACACAAUAGCCAAGCGCCAUGUUGUGAAGGCACUCAAUUCGCUUGAGCAAUGCGUUAAGGACGCGAAGCUUAGGAAAGAACGCGCCGAGGGCAGCGCGAACGGCAGCCCUGUUGAGGUGCCCGUACCCCCUCACAGCUUGCCUCCGUCCUCCAUCCAUCUCGCCCAUCUGAUGCCCUUCCUCGAGGAACAAACCACGUCUCUAAACUCCGAACUCUCCACAACUCAGGCAUCGAACACAGAAUUACUAUCCACCAUCACGGCACAGCGUGCCGAGAUUGAGGCCCUCGUCCGAGGUCUGGAGAAUGUCGUUCAUGAUCUAGAAGCUAGCGCACAAAUCAUGGCCCAAAACGAGGUGCUGGAGCUGAGUAAUGAAAUUAGGGCUUUUGAGACUGAGAUGAAGACGUGAAGUCAGAGUCUUUGACAGGAACGGCCCGACCCAGUGCUCGUACUCCUUCGCUUGUUCAUUCAAAUUUCCGAAAGCGCAAGAUGGGGAACACGUGAAGCGACUUUCGUGUCCGGCUCUGCAUGUAACGGUGCGGACCGCGCAAGGAAGAGGCCCCACGGAGUCGAUGUGGUUAUGGUUCGGUGACACGAAUCAAUAACGCUCCUACAAUGCGAAGGAUGUGGAACUGAUCCCGGACCGGCGCAGCCCAUAGCCCCACGAGGAAUACUAGGGCACCGCAGUGUUUGGAUUAGCAUUUCAAGACAACUUUGGAAGAGACUGCCUUGAUAUCAUACAGAUCAUUUCAACCUGG